Miscanthus lutarioriparius is the source of this 819-nucleotide messenger RNA. The record is from the annotation of a GenBank genome assembly. Lineage: Eukaryota; Viridiplantae; Streptophyta; Magnoliopsida; Poales; Poaceae.
AUGGCUCAGGAGGACGUCCACCACCUGGACGAUGCCGGCCUGGCGCUGGGCCUGUCCCUCGGCAGCGGACGGCUGAGCAGGGAGGCGCGGCUGCUGUCAUCGCCACGCCUUCUGGAGCCGUCGCUGACGCUGAGCAUGCCGGACGAAGCGACCGCGACCGCGACCGCGUCUGGCGCCGGCGGCGGGGCCGCGCACAGCGUGUCGUCGCUGUCAGUGGCGGGCGUGAAGAGGGAGCACGUGGACGACGUCGAGGGCGAGCGGGCGUCGUCGACGGCCGCGGUGGCGGCGCGGGCCGGCGCCGAGGACGACGACGACGGGAGCACGCGGAAGAAGCUGAGGCUGACCAAGGAGCAGUCCGCGCUCCUGGAGGACCGCUUCAAGGAGCACAGCGCCCUCAACCCGAAGCAGAAAGUCGCGUUGGCGAAGCAACUGAACCUGAGGCCACGCCAGGUGGAGGUGUGGUUCCAAAACAGACGAGCAAGGACGAAGCUGAAGCAGACGGAGGUGGACUGCGAGCUCCUCAAGCGCCACUGCGAGUCGCUGACCGAGGAGAACCGCCGGCUGCAGCGGGAGCUCCGCGCGCUCAUGUUCGCCCCGCCACUCCCACAGGCGCCGCCGUCGUCCGCGGCGCAGGCGGCCGCGGGCGUGCCGGCGCCACCGUUCUACAUGCAGAUGCAGCUGCCGGCCGCCACGCUGAGCCUCUGCCCGUCCUGCGAGCGCCUGGCCGGGCCCGCCGCCGCGGCCAAGGCCGAGCCCGACAGGCCCAAGGCAGCCACCCACCACUUCUGCAGCCCCUUCACCCACUCCGCCGCCUGCUGA